UGAAAAAGAAGGCAAAGACAAUUAAUAAAGGGUUCCAACUUCUUCGCCAAUAUUUUUUGAUGCGAGCACAGAAUUCUUCAAACUCUUGCUCGAACGAAUCGAAUCAAAAUUGAGUGAAAAUCAUUUAAAACCCAAAUUCAACUACUUCCCAAGUUUGGGAAAUCUCUAAACUUUUUCCCCAAUUAAUUUUGGGGAGUUUGGGAUUUCUCAAAUUUGAUUUACCACUGCAGGCCGACCCUUCAACCCCAUUGUUUUCGUCCUGAUUCCGAUGUCUUUAACGUUAAACCUGAAAGGAUCGUAGUCCCCGAGAAUUGAGGAUUGAGCAUUGAGCACGCAUUUUUUUACUUCUUGACGACUGAGCACACACAUUAUGAGUGAUUUUCCAACUUUCCAUGUACGUAACAACCAAAUUAAUUCAUUUCAAUCUUUCCCUAUAAAUUCCAUUGACCCUUUUUAAACCUGUGAGACCCCAAAGAGACCCGUCAAAGCUGUUCUUCGCUCUUCUCUGAUUCUCAGCUGAAUUCAAGCCCUUGAUCUCAGCCUGUUCUGUAAUGCCAAAACAGUUAAAAGUUGACAUUUAAUUUCCUAAGAGAUCUGGGAGUAUUUGCCAUGAUGGACCAUGAGGAGGUACCCUUUACUAGAACAGAGUCUCAGGAAAUUGAGAUCCCAAUAGUAUCUGAAGGAAGUGAUGCUCUUCCUGUGCCACCCCAGUUACCUUGCUCUUCUGUUUGUGUUUUCUUCAAAAAAGAACAUUGUAGUUUGGAUUCAAGAGAACGGUCUAAGUCAGCAAAAAAACUUUGUGGACUCAUUAUUGCCUCUGUCUUGUUUAUGGUGGUGGAAAUUAUUGGUGGUGUCAAAGCCAAUAGCCUUGCAGUACUCACGGAUGCAGCCCACUUGCUCACUGAUGUUGCUGGAUUCUCCAUUGCUCUUUUCACAGUAAUGGCUUCAGGUUGGGAGGCAACAUCAUACCAGUCUUUCGGAUAUCACCGUCUUGAGGUUUUGAGUGCCCUUCUGUCUGUGCAGCUAAUAUGGCUGGUCUCUGGGAUCUUGAUAUUUGAAGCAGUUGACAGAAUCCUUCACAAAAAUGAAAAGGUGAAUGGAUUCCUCAUGUUUGAAGUUGCAGCAUUUGGAUUUCUUGUCAACUUAAUCAUGGUCAUGUGGCUCGGUCAUGAUCACACUCAUCAUGCCUGUGGAGGCUUAGGUCAUGAUCAUCAUCACGAUCAUAAUCAGGAGCAUAAUCACGAUCAUCAUCACGAUCAUCAUCACAACAGGGAGGAAGAAUAUGCAAUAAUUGAAGACGAUAAAACUAGUCUGGUAUCAAGUUCUUCAGAAAAUACUAAAAUUUUAAACAUAAACCUCCAAGGAGCUUACUUGCAUGUCAUCGCUGAUAUGAUUCAGUCUGUUGGGGUGAUGAUUGCUGGAGGCAUCAUAUGGGCAAAGCCAGAUUGGUUAGUAGUUGAUCUGAUAUGCACACUCAUAUUUUCUGUUUUUGCUGUUAGCACAACUAUAUCGAUGCUUAGAAAUAUAUAUGGCAUACUGAUGGAGAGAACACCAAGUGAGAUUGAUAUCACCAAUCUAGAAAAAGGCCUCAAGUGCAUCAAAGGGGUUGAGGAUAUUCAAGACCUACAUGUUUGGGAACUGACAGUUGGAAAAACGGUUUUGUCUUGCCAUGUAAAGGCAGAGCCGGCAGUGAGCUCUAGUCAGAUAAUUGGCAAAAUUAGGGAUUACUGUGAAAAAACUUACAGAAUACAUCAUGUAACUAUACAGAUUGAAUAGUAGACUUCAGAUUCAGCCUAUCCUCUGUUUGUUUUUUGGGUGAAAAACGUACACUUUUGUUGGAUCUUAUUAAAUUCUUACCUUUUCCUCUUAACCUUUUAA
Messenger RNA from Prunus persica (peach), 1878 nucleotides. RefSeq names its product metal tolerance protein B. Gene Ontology annotation, biological process: zinc ion transmembrane transport. The record is from RefSeq and is a predicted model, not a curated record. Gene Ontology annotation, molecular function: zinc ion transmembrane transporter activity. NCBI's taxonomy places the organism in Eukaryota, Viridiplantae, Streptophyta, Magnoliopsida, Rosales, Rosaceae. Bases 610 to 1776 code for a protein of 388 amino acids. The transcript has 3 exons. Gene Ontology annotation, cellular component: vacuole; plasma membrane.